Messenger RNA from Corylus avellana, 1779 nucleotides. RefSeq lists its product as uncharacterized. NCBI's taxonomy places the organism in Eukaryota, Viridiplantae, Streptophyta, Magnoliopsida, Fagales, Betulaceae. Gene Ontology annotation, molecular function: protein binding. Gene Ontology annotation, cellular component: plasma membrane. The record is from RefSeq and is a predicted model, not a curated record.
AUGGAUCCCUCCAGUUUGUUUGAAUCUCAAGCAUCUGUUAAUUCUAAUGAGCUCGACCAAACAGAGACCAUUAUUUGCAUGGAUCGUGAUUCCUACAAUGCUGCAGCAAAAGGAAAAGUAGAGGUCUUCAAAGAUAUCACCUAUAAGUCUCUUGAUCUCCUACUAACCCCAAAUAAAAACACAAUCCUCCAUAUUUACAUCACAACCCUCAGUAAACAAUUGGAUUCAGCAACCAAGUUUGUUGAAGAAAUUCUUAAAAUGUGUCCCUUAUUGUUUCGACAAGCCAACGCCAAAGGUGAAACUCCACUGCACAUUGCGGCAAGGUACGGGCAUGCUGCCAUAGUGGAAGUUCUAAUCAAAUAUUGUUCCCAAACUCUCCAUCAAAACCUUGAAGAUGGGAUUGAACCAGUAAAGGAAAUGCUCCGGAUGACGAACAAAGAAAGAGACACGGCUUUGCACGAAGCUGUACGUUAUAAUCAUCUUAAGGUGGUAGAAUUGUUGAUCAAAGAAGACCCAAAUUUUUCAUAUUUUGCUAAUGAUGCUGGUGAGACUCCACUUUACAUUGCUGCCGAGAGAGGGUUUAAAGAUGUGCUGUUUGAAAUUUUAGACAAAUGCAACUCACCAAUGCAUGUGGGGCCCCUUGGCAGGACCGCUUUGCAUUCUGCCAUAAUGUUGGACAGUGCAGUUAUGACCAGGAGAAUUCUAGAAAAAAUUGAAGGUAUAAGUAGAAAAGUCGACAAUAACGGUUGGACUCCACUUCACUUGGUUGCAUACCUGGGCCAUUCAGACUUAGCAACAAUGUUGUUGUAUAAAGACAGAGAAGUAGCAUACAUGAAAGAUACAAAGGGUAGGACACCUCUUCAUAUUGCUGCCCAACGUGGUAAUGUUUUUGCAAUGUCUCGCAUUGUAUCAAGUUGUCCAGAUUGUUGCGAAUUGGUUGAUGAUAGAGGUUGGAAUGUACUCCAUUUUGCCAUGAAAGGAGGCAGCGACCAUUUAGAGCAUAUCAUCAAAAUUAUCAUGGAAAAUGCAUCUCUCAGCAACCUCUUGAAUGAGAAGAAUGCCGAUGGAGAUGCACCUCUUCAUUACUGUUCUGUUUAUUCUUUGAAAUCAAUAAAGAAAUUUGUUCGUCACCCUCGAGUCGACACGAUGGCCUUCAACAAACGGAACCUCACCACGGCUCAAAUGGUUUUAUCUGAUAGAGUAAUGUCAUUCAAAAAGUGGAAUGAAUUUGUGGAUCAACUGGGUUGUUUAGCACCUCGACGAGUAAUAAUUUACAAAGAUGAUAACAACAAACCAGAGGACAAGGACGGCGAAGAGAGGAGAUCAACAUUGCGAAAAGCAUCUGAAGCCCAUUUAGUAGUGGCUGCACUCAUUACAACUGUAACCUUUGCAGCAUGUAUUACUAUGCCCGGAGGAUUUGUGGGUAAAGAAGGCUCACACGCAGGUUCUGCACUUUUAAGGAGAAGUUUUGCUUUCAAAGCAUUCGUUCUUAUGGAUACCAUAUCUAUGGUUUUGUCGAGUUCUGUUGUCUUUAUCCACCUAUUGAUGCCAUUUCUUUUGGACAAGAAUUCUGACGAAGAGCAUCGCGAUAAUCUUCUCUUUCUGGCUUUUUGGUUCAUUUUGGGGGCCAUGGUAACAAUGGCGCUGGCAUUUCUCAUGGGCACAUAUGCUGUGUUAGUACCUUCCUCGGAUCUAGCCAAUUCCACCUGUAUUAUUGGCUUAACCUUCAUUGCUUUCUUCUCCCAUGUGCUUCUAAAAUUUAAUAAAUUUAUGUAACAA